AUAGUUACUCUAUAGAUGUAAAAAUAUUAAGAAAAAAUCAAUAAAAACUAUUUAUAUUUUACAUCUAAAUUUACCUGGCGAGUGAAAGUAGGUCUUAUUAUGUGUAAUCAUAAUACUAUAAACAAAUUUUGCUUAAUAAGCAAUACCAUCCUGUCCUUUAUAUAUUGCAACAUUUUGGUCUGAUACACUUCCGUUGACACAUAAAAGAAUUCUCAAUCUUUUUUCAGACUUCUAUCAAGUAAUACAAGAAGUUUGAAAUGUAUCUAGAAUUUAUUUUUAUUAUUUUAUGUGUGUCAACUGUUUAUACAAAAAAUGAUAUCAAUGAAAACAACAGUAAUCUCAUAGAGUCAUCAUCUGAAGAAUCUGUUGGAUGUAUUUGUGGUAUCUUUUUAAGUGGACAGUUUAAAAAAGGUACUAAAGAACAGCCUACAGGGAAUCCAGCUCUUCUUCACGAACAGUCAGAAUUGUUUCCUUGUACUCCUCUUGGGAACAGACAAUGUAUUAAUAAAUGUCUUGAGAUGAUUAUAAAACAUCUUCCAAAUAGCUCUGAUUUACUUUGUGCUGCAAUAGAUCGUGAUUGUUUGAAAGAAAGAGCGUAUCUUUUCAUACAAAAUUGUAAAAAUAAAUGGAUCAAUACAAAUUUAUCUGGUGGUAGAAAGUAUUGUUGCAAAGAUGGGAUUUCUUACAAGUGUCCUAUUGGUUAGUUAAUUAUACAAAUAUUUAUAUAGAUAAUUAAUAUUAAUAAUUUUUAAUAUUUUAUAUGUAAUAUUUUGUAAUAAAUAUUUUCAUAUUCAUA
Messenger RNA from Vespula vulgaris, 796 nucleotides. RefSeq names its product follicle cell protein 3C-1 (gene Fcp3C). NCBI's taxonomy places the organism in Eukaryota, Metazoa, Arthropoda, Insecta, Hymenoptera, Vespidae. The record is from RefSeq and is a predicted model, not a curated record. The coding region runs from base 258 to 704 and encodes 148 amino acids. The transcript has 4 exons.